CACAGAACCCGGAGUCGGAGCUCUCUGCGCUCCUAAACACACUCUGUCUGUGGCCGUAACCCCAUCGUGUCUACUUUUAUUUAAAAUAUACUUUUAGUGUUACAGAUGUGUUUGUUUUUUAAUUAUUAAUAUUAUUAUUGUUAUUAUUUUUAUUAAUAAACUCCAAAGCCGCACUGACUGAGACUUGAAACUCGUCAUAUGGUGAAUUUUUAUUUUAAUAAAAUAAUGAGCUCAACAGCCUGGGAGCAGCAGGGAAGAACUGAUCGAGACGAAGAGAAGAGAAGGAAAACAUUUUGUGACGAGUCCAAGGACAUGAAGGACCCUGAAGACAAAAAAAGAAGCCAGAAGCAAAUGGAAUCCAGUAAAAAGCGAGUGGCUAAGGUGCAAAACGAUGGAACGGUACUGGUGACCAACAUUCGAGUGGCGGCCGAUUUCAGGGAGGCCCAGAGAAGAGCGGAGCAAAAGGAGGCGUCCAGACGCAGGAUAGAGAAGCUGGAGAUGGAAGCAAAGACGAGUCUGGAGAAGUUUGAGGAGAUCUCUAGGAGGUGGACGGCAGCCAGAGAGAAGGACGUUCCCCAGGAGCUGCGGGAGGCGCUGAACCAGCAGCAGCAGCUGUGUGCCGUCCUGCUGGAGGACAAGAACCGGCUCAUCAAGGACCUGCAUCAGCAGCUGAAAGCGAAUGAUGACCGAUAUGUGAAAGACUUAAAGAAACAAGCAGAACAUGUGGAUCUCAUGAUCGAGAGAAUGGAAGAGCAGAUAAAGAACCUGAUGAGGUGCUACAGAGAGGAACUGGACCAGAUCGAGAAAGUGUUCAGUGAGGAACGUAAGGAGCUCCUGAGCAGCAACCGCAGGGUGUGGGAGCAGAUGGCGCACGAGCGGCGGGAUAAGGAGUUAGAUUUCCUGGUGCAGCGGAUGAGGAAGGUGGAGGAGUGUGAGAUUCUGUUGCAGAAGCUAAGGAUGGAGGAUGAGGAGGAGUACAACAUGGUAAAGAUCAAGCUGGACAACGAUGUACAGACCCUAGAGCAACAACUGCAGCAGAUGAAAGCAACGUAUCAGCUAAACCAGGAGAAACUGGAGUACAACUUCCAGGUGCUGAAGAAGCGAGACGAAGAGAACAUCGCAACCAAGUCUCAGCAGAAGCGUAAAAUUACCAGACUACAGGAUGCCAUUAACAAUCUGAAGAUGCGAUGUGCCAAGCAGGAGAAGCAGGCUCGUGAGGAGAACCAGUCGUUGAGCGAUGACUACCAGCGUGUCAUGCAGCAGUACAGGGACGUGCAUCAGAAGAUGAGGCACUUCGUGACAACUGAUGCAAAAAAAUUUGAUGAGAUCUGGCUGAUGAACGAAGCGGAGGUGAAGGAACUGGCGGAGAAGGCCCUGCAGAUCAACCGCCUGGUGCACGAGCAGCAGCUGGCCUUGCCCUGGGUGCGACCAGCACUGCCCUCCAUGGGGCAGGCAGGGCGUCGGGGGGCACCAACGAUGUCCCAGCAAUCCAGGAACUUGAGUUCUCCAGAAAGGAGUGAGGUUCAGACAGCAGCCUACUGGCAGACGAUGGCCAGCAUCAUCCCUGAAUCCAAGCUGAAGGUGUGGGGAGCUCUGGAGAGUGCCCUGGGAAAGUAUUACACCGUUUUGAAUGAAAGAUCUGAGCUCCUCGUGGAGACGCAGAACCUUCAGCAGCAGAACAUGGAGCUGAAGAUGUUGUUGCACCAGUACCUGAGCUCCAAGGUGAAUGCAGAACUCGUGGUCCCCCCUACGCGGCUGAUGCAGCUGAACAAGAAUAACUUCAGCAGCGAAUGAAAGUCCUGAAGAAUAACCACAAGUGGAUACCUACUGAAGGAGAAGCCAUGCUCAAAAUUACUAAAAUAAACUUAAGUGGUGGCUUAAUUAUUUACAGAAAAUAAGCAAAUUAAUAGCAAACAAUAGAAAGUUGUAACUAAGUAGGUACGAAAAUGCACCGAUAAAGUAGGAUGGAUGUUAUGUAGGGCGGCGCAGUGGUACAGCGGGUAGCGCCGGUGCCUCACAUCAUCCCUCUGUCUGUGGGGAGUUUACAUGUUCUCCCUGUGUUCACCUGGGUUUCGUCC
This is a messenger RNA of Scleropages formosus (Asian bonytongue), 2078 nucleotides long. RefSeq names its product dynein regulatory complex protein 1-like. Gene Ontology annotation, biological process: axonemal dynein complex assembly; regulation of cilium movement; cilium-dependent cell motility. The record is from RefSeq and is a predicted model, not a curated record. The transcript has 13 exons. Lineage: Eukaryota; Metazoa; Chordata; Actinopteri; Osteoglossiformes; Osteoglossidae. The coding region runs from base 199 to 1794 and encodes 531 amino acids. Gene Ontology annotation, cellular component: axoneme; axonemal dynein complex.